AUGCCAGCCGCGAAUGCUCCUGCGCAGAAACCGGCGGAAACGGCAGCAGCAGCAGCGGAGGCUCCUGUUGAAACCAUGGCAGUAGCAGCGGAGGCUGCGCAAGCCGUGGAGUUGGGCGAACCCCCCCACGCGGCGGAAACCGGCGGUGGCCCCCCGCAACUAGCGGAAGCGGCGACUCCGCCACCCGCGGUAGCAUUGGCGGAAGCAUUAGCGGAAGCAUCGUCGGCACAUGGCGGUGAGAGGCACAUGGCGCCCUUGGCGGACGCACAGUCGUACGGAUCUGCGGAGAUCUGGCGCAUGCUCAAGGAGAAGGGCGGCAUGCUCUGUGAGGGGCGAGCACGUUCAGCCAGCACGGCUGCGAGAUUCACAGCAGGGCGAUCGGCCUGGGCACGUCCAAGGUCAUUGGCGAG
Closterium sp. Naga37s-1 is the source of this 410-nucleotide messenger RNA. Lineage: Eukaryota; Viridiplantae; Streptophyta; Zygnematophyceae; Desmidiales; Closteriaceae. The record is from the annotation of a GenBank genome assembly.